Molecule: messenger RNA, 3407 nt
Organism: Drosophila grimshawi
Lineage: Eukaryota; Metazoa; Arthropoda; Insecta; Diptera; Drosophilidae
Gene: qless
Product: all trans-polyprenyl-diphosphate synthase PDSS1
Exons: 8
Coding region: 725-2074 (449 amino acids)
Biological process (GO): ubiquinone biosynthetic process; isoprenoid biosynthetic process
Cellular component (GO): transferase complex; mitochondrion
Molecular function (GO): prenyltransferase activity
Source: RefSeq, a predicted model, not a curated record
UAUUACGUCAAAACAAGUCUGCUUGUGUGCCAGGAAAUUUAAAAAAUUGUGAAAUGAAAAGCCAGGCAAAGUUUAAAAUAACUAAAAACAAUUAGCAUAUAAUAAGAUUCUAGUGCCCUGCAAUACGUAGAGGUGAAAACAUGAUGACGCUGGAUGUGCAACAGGCGUCUUAACCAAGUCGGCAAGUACAGGCAAGUUAAGCGCCUGUGCAGUGCACCUCAAACUGCACAACGGAUAUGCAAUUUCUGGUUGCCAUAAGGUGCGGUGAAGUCAAGUUCAAAUUCAAUACGCUUUGGGCAACGUCUUCAAGUCGCUUAGCUUUCGCAUUCGCACUCAAACCCACCACCGCUAAGCGCGAAUAAACUCACCACAGCUUACUGGCAAGCUUGCUGCGCACACAGUGGUCAAAAGGCGAAACACUUCGCUGCAGCUGCUGUAGUCGGACGCAAGCAAAGCGCUCUGUCGUUUCAAUUAUUUGGCGCGUGUGUUUCAGAGUCAUUAUCUGAACAUCAUAUAUCUUAACUGUAUCUGUAUCUGUGUCGUUUUUUCCAAUUCGAUGCAGUCUUAAGCGAAACAAAAGCCAGCAAUAAUAAUGCUGUUCUAAAUUUAACAAGUUGCAUUUUUUUCGAAUUGAAAAAUCUUUAACAGAAAAAAAAAAUUAAAUUAAAUAAAAAAGGAAAACAAAAGCAAAUCAAAAUCAAAUCAAUCGCAGCAUAAAUAAAAAAUGGCCUGUUUGAGCACUUCCGGUCGCGUCGCGUGCGUUUCGCGUCGACAACAGACGCACAAAUUCAUCUGUCGCCUGUUCCUUAAUCAUCAGCUGAGCUUGCGACGGCAAAGCAGCCAGCUGCCACCAGCAGCAUUAGCAGCAGCUGCCCAAGGACAAUGUAUGAAAAAGUACACGAACAAUAAGCCACAAUUGGUGCGUAGCUUUCAAGGAUUAGGCUGCGGCAUUAACCAGGAUUACCUCAGCUUGCUGCAAAACCCACACAGCUGCAGUCACAGCUCACAGUACUCAGGCUGCUUAGCAUCAAGUAUACGCAAACACAGCUCCGUUCACACACAGCAGCCGGCCGGACCUGUGAGAGAAAUCCAAAUUGAUCCCUAUAUAAUCCUCGACGACGAGCUCAAGUAUUUCUACGACGAUGUGAGAGAUCUAUUACAGUCGGGAACAUCACAGCCAGAACUGGACACCAUCGCGUGCUACUACUUUGAUGGACAGGGCAAGGCGCUGCGUCCCAUGGUGACCCUGCUGAUGGCUAAGGCGUUAAACUAUCAUCUGAACAACGAAUCACACCAAUUAGUACACAAACAACGACAGAUAGCCCUCUUUUCCGAGAUGGUCCACUCGGCCAGCUUAGUCCACGACGAUGUCAUCGAUCAGUCGGACUUUCGACGCGGCAAGCCCAGCGUAAAUGCUCUGUGGAACCACAAAAAGGUCACAAUGGCUGGUGAUUACAUUCUAUCGAUUGCCUCGAUAAUGAUAUCGCGAUUGCGCAGCGAUGAUGUGACGAUCGUGUUGAGUCAGAUCUUAACCGAUUUAGUUCAAGGCGAAUUCAUGCAGCUCGGCUCGAGGGAAACGGAGAACGAGCGCUUCGCACACUAUCUAACAAAGACAUACAGGAAGACCGCUUCGCUGAUUGCCAAUGCGCUGAAGGCGACCGCCGUCAUCGCCCAGGCUGAUGAUAAUGUCGCCGAAGUGGCCUUCCAAUAUGGACGCAACAUUGGCCUGGCCUUUCAGCUGGUGGACGACAUGCUGGAUUUCGUCUCCUCCACAGAGCAAAUGGGCAAGCCAACGGCAGCGGACCUAAAGCUUGGCCUGGCCACAGCGCCGGUUCUCUUUGCAUGCGAAAAGUAUCCCGAGCUGAAUCCCAUGGUGAUGCGUCGUUUCAGUGAGCCGGGCGAUGUGGAGCGUGCCUUUGAACUGGUACAUAAGUCACAUGGACUCGAGCAGACGCGUUUUCUGGCUAAGAAGCAUUGCAAUGAGGCGAUACGUCUGGCACAGGAGCUGACUGAGUCUCCGUAUCAAAAGGGUCUGCAAGUUGUUGCCGAUUUAGUCAUCAAUCGAAUGAAGUAGAAACCGCAACAAAAUAUACUAAAUUAAAAUUAUACAUAUACUAGUAAGUUAGUAGCAGGCAACACUUAAUGUUAAUUAAGUCAGCAAAUGAGUGCAACAAGGAAAACAUUUGUAAAAAGGAAAUUAGUAAAUGGUAAAAACAAGAUUUAUUAUUUAGUUUUUAAGCAUUUUUGUUGACACUGUAAAUAAUUGCAUUAAAAGUACACAAGAUAUUGAGACAAAUUUAUGAUAACGAUGUACAUUGUAUGUAAAUAUGUACAUGUAAAACUUGAAAAGAAUUUUUAAUAAACUUUAUAUGCAAUGUUUUUGAAAUAUAUGUAUAUGCAUGUAUAUAAAUCGCAAUGUAAGAUCUUAUUUGCGAUGCCCAAGCUAAAGCGAAAAUUAAGAACAAAUUGUACAAAUCGAACCAAUUCAGCUUAACUUUAAGGAAGAGUCCACUGGAAAAAAUUGAUUAUGUUUACUAAUGCUCUUGUUUGAUAUUUGGAUGAUUGAAAAUACAAAAUACUAAAGAAAAUCAGUGCUAAAAAUCUAAAUUUUUUGUGUAAUACAAAGUAAUUGCGCUAAUGUAAUAAGCUGAUUUUGAACCUUAAAAAUCAAUAAGACAAAUGAUUAUUAGUCAACAACGCAACAAACGAUAUUUAUAUAUAAUGAGCAGUGUUUAAUAAUUUAGAAAAAUAUAAUUAAAAUCGUAACUAAAUUUGUGUGUUUCUAAGACAUGUCUGAAUGGUUUUAUGGCCACUGCAUGCUUUUUGUCACCCAUAUAAGCAUAUUCAAGCACAAAUUUACAUAUUAUUCGUUUUGUUUAUUUUUUAUUUCUUUAAAUACGGUUUUUUUUGAGUUUUAAAGCGUUUGUGCAUGAAAUGCACAGCAUACUCAUAUAAUCACAAAAUAUUUGCUAAUUAAGUCCAUAAUGCAAAUCAAAGAGAUAAUAUAUUGCUUAAGCUGCCCCAGUCUUAAUUUAAAAAAAUUAUUUUAAUAUCCAUACACAAUAAAAAUAUAAAUCAAAAAAAAAAAGAAUAAAAUUUUAAUUGCAAUCCUCAAUGAACACAUUGGAAACGAAUGUUAAAUGAUUGUAAAUAUAUUUAAGACUGGUUUGUAAGCAACCCUUUCCGGCUUCGGUGUAAUUUUAGAUAAGCCAAAGGCACCUUUACAGCCAGGUACAACGAAAACUACGUAAAUAGAUCAACUUCAUAUUCUAGCAUACAAAUCACAUGGGUGUUAUUGUGUUAUUGGUCUACUGAAUAAAUAUGCAAAUGUUGACAAUGUUUUUGAUAAUGAUAAUUAUGUAAUGAUAAUAACGAUGAAUAAAAUACGAUUUUUUGAGAAAACCAAA